AUGAAAGCUCUGGUGACGACUAUCCUUGGAAGCCUGUUACUAGUGGGCUCCAUCCAGGCUUACAAUGAAAUCUGUAUCGGUGUGCCUAACCUUACUUACGUGAGGAGCCCUCAAGCAUGCUACCUUUACUACGCCUGUAUAGAUGGUCAGGCAUAUGGAUACACAUGUCCCGAAGACCUUUGGUUCUCUAUGGAGUUGCAACGUUGCGUGCUUAAGGACGAAGCCGACUGUGACAUUGAACCUGCACCGGAACUCCCGGAAGCACCGCCAAGACCACCGUCACCAGAAUGCGAAAAUGUGCCCGAUUUUACCUACCUCCCGAGCACUGUAUCUUGUCAAUUUUAUUACCAAUGCAUCGAUAAUUUCGCCUAUCGGCUAUCGUGUCCGCGCGGAUACUGGUUCAGUGUUGAGCUCGGCCGUUGUGGUAAUCGGUUUGAGGUUGAAUGUGACAUAGAAGAACCUACACAAACCCCUACGGCUCCACCCGGUCCUUCAGAGCCUAAUCUUUGUUUUGGUCGUCCAAACUUUUCUUAUGUACAAAGCCCACAAUUUUGCCAAUUAUUCUACUACUGCCUUAACGGUACACCCUUUCCUAUGAUCUGCCGCAACGGAUUCUUUUUCGAUGAAAAUACGCAGGACUGCAUUCCGGAGGAAGACACAGAGUGCAAUAAUCCUGGUUUACCGGGCUCAACUCCAGGGCCAACGCCAGGAAUUUGCAACAAUAUAAAUGAUGGUGAAAUGGUUAUUAAUCCACAGUUCUGCAAUCAGUACUAUGUCUGUGUGGAAGGCACUGCGUAUCCCACACUUUGCCCUGAUGGCACGUGGUUCGACGAGGAGCAGCAAACCUGUGGCAAUCCUAUUGAUGUUUUCUGUCCGAAUGGUCCACCUACUACACCGACUCCGAACGUGUGCGUCGACAUUGAGGAUGGUGAGUACGUUCCCAGUCCACAACGUUGCGAAGCGUAUUAUGUUUGCUCGGGCGGUAUCGGAUAUAUUCUAUACUGCGCACCCGGACUAUGGUUCGAUCAAAUCACUCGCGAGUGCAUCUCACCUUCUGACGCUAUUUGCAAUGUGCCGACACCUCCGACUCCACCGCAAACACCAACUGUACCACCAACUGUUCCGCCAACCGGACCACCGGAAACGGGUAACCAGCAGUGUAAUGGACUCCCCAAUGGUACCUACGUGCCCAGCCUAGACGACUGCAGUCGUUUCUACAUCUGUUUCAAUGAGGGUGCAUAUCCAAGUAAUUGCCUGGGUGGCUUGUUAUUCAACCCGGAAACGAUGCUUUGCGACUUGCCGGAGAAUGUGCUGUGUAACGCACCACUUCCGAAAUUUGGCGUCUAA
Messenger RNA from Anopheles moucheti, 1347 nucleotides. Its product is annotated as chondroitin proteoglycan 2-like. The record is from RefSeq and is a predicted model, not a curated record. Bases 1 to 1347 code for a protein of 448 amino acids. Gene Ontology annotation, cellular component: extracellular region. NCBI's taxonomy places the organism in Eukaryota, Metazoa, Arthropoda, Insecta, Diptera, Culicidae. The transcript has 2 exons. Gene Ontology annotation, molecular function: chitin binding.